Helobdella robusta is the source of this 366-nucleotide messenger RNA. RefSeq lists its product as hypothetical. The annotation marks the transcript as partial. The transcript is spliced from 2 exons. Lineage: Eukaryota; Metazoa; Annelida; Clitellata; Rhynchobdellida; Glossiphoniidae. The record is from RefSeq and is a predicted model, not a curated record.
CACAUACAUUCCGCGCACACGUACACAUACACUCACACAUGCAUAAACAUACACCCACAUUCUCAAGCUCACAUGCAUAAACUUACAAAAGCAUAUAAACGAAAACAUAAACACACUUUCACCAAUUUACUUUCACACACAUACAUCAUAAGCAUGGUCACAUACCUUCCGCAUUCAAAUGCGAAAAACAUGCAAACACACAUCCACAUAUUAAAAUACGCACAUACACACACAUACACGCAUUCAUUUUCACACAUAAAUACGCAUAUAUACGUACACAGGUAUACACACACACAUGCGCACAUAUAUAAACACUACACGCAUACACACACACAUACACAUACAUACACAUGCACAGCACACUGA